AUGGAUUUCAAACGACCAUCUAAUCAGAUCGGCCUAGCAGCAUUAGUUCUUGUAAUAUGCUGGACUUCAGGGGCUUUAGCUCAGUCGGGCUGCACGACAGAGCUGGCAACCUUGUAUCCUUGUCUGAAUUAUGUCUCCGGGAACUCAUCGAGUCCCUCAUCAACCUGCUGUUCACAGCUCGGCGCAGUGGUUCGGUCAAAUCCACAAUGUCUUUGCUUACUUCUGAAUGGCGGCGCAUCCUCCGUUGGCCUCAAUGUCAAUGAAACUCUGGCUCUUGAGCUGCCGGAUAAGUGCAAUGUGCAAACUCCUGGAGCUAGCAAAUGCAAUGGGAACGCACCAAGUUCCUCAUCAACACCAGCAGCUUCCUCAAAUCAAACACCUGGAACUUCAAAUCAAACACCUGCAUCUUCCACAUCAACACCAUCUGUAACAAAUACUCCCGCAGGUUCAAAAACAGUACCCGCUGUAGAUGGUUCUCCAUCUGCUGGAAGCAGCGUCAAGGCAUCAUUCAUUCUUGCCGGUUUCUUCCUCCUCGUAGCAUUAUAUGGAACAGGAAUUUGA
Molecule: messenger RNA, 561 nt
Organism: Oldenlandia corymbosa var. corymbosa
Lineage: Eukaryota; Viridiplantae; Streptophyta; Magnoliopsida; Gentianales; Rubiaceae
Source: the annotation of a GenBank genome assembly